Messenger RNA from Aegilops tauschii subsp. strangulata, 594 nucleotides. RefSeq lists its product as uncharacterized. The record is from RefSeq and is a predicted model, not a curated record. Gene Ontology annotation, molecular function: DNA-binding transcription factor activity; DNA binding. Lineage: Eukaryota; Viridiplantae; Streptophyta; Magnoliopsida; Poales; Poaceae. Gene Ontology annotation, biological process: ethylene-activated signaling pathway; regulation of DNA-templated transcription.
AUGCCGCCUCGCCGUCGGGGAGCUUCGGGCUACCGCGACGUCCGCGUGCGUUCGUCCGGCACCUACUCCACCGAGAUUCGGUCGGGCGGCGGCAUGCGCCUCCGCCUCGGAACCUUCGACGCCGCCCAGGAUGGCGCUCGCCCGUACGACGCUACGGAAUGGCGCCUCCGGCGGUCCCGUCAAGACAUGAACUUCCCCGUCGUGGCAACGCGGGAGCGAGCACAGGAGUUGGCGUCUUUCCCGCGGCUUAUCACCGACGAGGAUCGUCGCAAGAACCAGAGGCGGGAGCGCCGUCUCAACCUUGCCGAGAUGGACGAGGAAGCCAUGGCGUUGUGGAGUCACCGCUUCCCGCAAAACAUCAUCAACGAGGAACAGUUCUUCGCCGAGAGGAGAGCGGAGAGGGUGAAGAGGAGGGAGGAGCGAGCCGCCUAUCGAGAGGACAAGCGAACGCGGAAGGCGGUCGCUAAAUACAACAUCGCGCUAGGAGAUGCGUCCUCCUGGGGCUCCAGCGACGAGCGGUUCCUUGACGCCUACGCUCAGACAUCGGAGGAGGACAUCACCGAGGCAGAGUCCGAGUCGGAGAAUGACGAGUAG